Molecule: messenger RNA, 2571 nt
Organism: Penicillium alfredii
Lineage: Eukaryota; Fungi; Ascomycota; Eurotiomycetes; Eurotiales; Aspergillaceae
Product: putative C6 transcription factor
Exons: 2
Coding region: 1-2571 (856 amino acids)
Biological process (GO): positive regulation of transcription by RNA polymerase II; DNA-templated transcription
Molecular function (GO): DNA-binding transcription factor activity, RNA polymerase II-specific; zinc ion binding; DNA binding
Source: RefSeq, a predicted model, not a curated record
AUGGAUGAGGGCUCCGAGAAAGCCCCUCGAAGGAAGAGGGUCUCCAGAGCAUGCGACCGGUGUCGCAGCAAGAAGGAUAAAUGCGACGGUAUCCGACCAACUUGUUCUGCUUGUCGGGCCUCGGGCCAGACCUGUUCGUACGACCCGCAUGCGAAGAAACGCGGUCUCCCCGAGGGCUACGUCCGCGGCCUGGAGAAGCUGUGGGCGCUAUCGCUUUGCAACAUCGAUGGCUUUGAGGAUACCAUGUUGGCGAUGCUGGGGACCACAGCGGAAUCGGCCGGUCGUCGGGAGAGAGUGAUGUCGGUGUGGGCAGAAGACAGCGCUUCUGACAGCCUUCAUGAAACGUGGAAGACGAGUCGCUUGUUUGGUGCACUAGAGAAAAUGCUGUCCCACCCCGACACACUCCCCGCGACGACCGGGAAGCGAUCGCGAAACCCCAAUGAUGACGCCAAAGGUCAAUGGGGGUUCCGGGUCGCUCACAGCUCAACUCCACUGGGCCCCGACGCGCCGCGCGUGAUCGAACCAUCAAGCGCGCCGCAGGGCGUGAAAAGACCUCGAUUAUCGGAGCCCCAGAGUCGAGCUAAUGCGUACACCGCCAGCGGCACCCAGACAUUGCAAUUGCCGCCUCAGACGUCACAGCUGCUCGAUAUCUAUUUCGCAGUCACGCAUUCGUGGUUCCCUGUCGUGGCGAAGCACAACAUUCUUCGCGCCUCCUACCUCUACGCCAGCGCUCCCGUCUCUGUUGCAGCAGCUUCGCCCGGAUCUGGUGACCACGCUGCGCUGUGGGCGAUCUUGACUUAUACCAUCAUCCAAUCCCCGGCCACCGCGCAGGCGGGGCCGGGGGCCGUCUCGCUUGCAAAGGAAUACUAUGCUCUGUCUCGCAGUCUGAUACCCUCAGAGAAAGAGCGCUACGAGCUAGGCCAUAUCCAGGCACUGCUUCUGUUGACCCUCGUCAACAUGGGUCUGGAGGACUGGACGGCAGCUUGGUUGUUGAGUGGCCAAGCAGUACGAAUGGCCAUUGCCAUGGAGCUAGGGGUUAUGACGGAUGCUCGACCAUCUGAUGGCAUGAGACAAAGUAAGGCGGUCUUUCUGGGAUGCUUCGUGGUCGAUUCGUUGCUCUCUUUUCGCCUUUCACGGUGCCCAUCUGUCCCUCCCAGUGACCUGGCUGCCGUAGGUCUUUUGGAAGAGGAUGGGCUGGAGGAGUGGAACUCUUGGGUGGAUGUCCUCCCAACCAUGGGGGCUGCGCAAGGCAAAACUCCUCCGCGCCGAGGACCGUUACUGGCCCUGAGUUGCUUUAACCGCUUGGUCGAGCUGGCCAGUGUUCUCAACAAGAUCUCGCGAAAUGUAUCAACGGGAUUUCAGCCGGCCGCAUUUGCGCAGCAAUUAGUGAUGGAUCUGAAGCAGUGGGAUGACAGCUUGCCCCUGGGAUGUCGGUUGAUUGGACCCGAGAGUAUCUACCCGGAACGACAUUCGGCCUUGCUCCCACACCAGAGCUAUCUUGGAUUGACCUACGGGGCCACACUUCUCUGGCUGUACUUGCGCCUCAUCCCGACAGAACAGGGUCUGCCCCGAUCGCAGCGGCCGGCUACAGAGGGUGCAAAGAAGCUCUUAUACCGAGGCCUGGCCAUGAUCUGCCAGCAUUUGGACAACUUUCCCAUGUGUGGUCUCCCACCACUCUUCGAAUUUGGCCUGCGUACUAUCGCUGAGCAGGCAUUUACACUGCGACACACCGUUGAGUCGCCCGACAAUUUCCCUUUUGCCCGAUGGGCCGAUGAAUUUCGCCAGAAAACGACUGCUCUAAGCUCGACGUGGCCGGUGUAUAGUUCUUUGGUUUCUGCAAUGGAGCGAUGGCAAUCAUCCAGGGAUCUUCCGGCAGCACCGACAUCUGCCUUCUCUGGGCCCGUCGGGAAUACACCAGCACUUCCCCCGUCAGGCUCUAUGCAGCCACCACCUGGCAUCCGCGGUCUUGCUCCGAAUGGCGAAGCAAACUAUGCCUCAUCUAUUCUCGAUAUCAGCAUUCCCGUGGAUGGGCAAUCCAUGACUCCCAAAGACACGGAUCUAGCUAUGAUGGAUGUGUCUUUGCAACCACCGCUGGAAGGGCCUCAUCCUAUCCUACCCGACAAGAUCGUGUCGCACAGUGGACCCGACUCAAUUUACCCCCCUAGUAGCCUGCAUCCGCAAACUCCCACCUCCGAUUCCUCAACGUCGAACCCGAUGAUAUCGGGUAACCCUCCCCCCAAUGAUCGAUCCAUUCCGGCCGGUGACGGUAUGGCAUUUCCCUCGACCAACGCGGAUUACCACGAACCCCGUGCAGCCAUCGGCGAUUUCGAUACUAUUUUCAAGGAUUUGGCGUAUCUCGACACCACCGAGUGGGCCACCAACCGUGAAGCUGGCCUGAAAGACUUUGGCUUCCUUGAUGACAGCACCUUCCAGGCCUUCUGCCAUGAUCCGGACCGUCUGGUCGGCUCUCAGCCGCUCGUCCAUCCGCCUUCCAUCGGCGAUAUCUGGCCGCCCCCAGGAUUCUUCCCGGAGACAUUCCAGGAAGGUCCCGAAGAGACCAUGGGUGGUUGA